AUGAAAAUCAUGAAGGACUUCAACAUCACCACGCCUAAAUUCGCAGUUGCAGCCACCGCGAAGGAAGCCGAAGAGGAGGCGAAGGCCUUCCAGGCCCACGAAGUGGCGAACGCCGGCGGAGAGCCAGUCGACUUCGUCGUCAAGGCUCAAGUUCUGGCCGGCGGGCGCGGCCUCGGAUUCUUCAGAGAGAACGGCUACCAAGGAGGCGUUCAGGUCUGCGAGAGCCCUCGCGAAGUCGGCAUUGUAGCAGACAAGAUGCUGGGAAAGACGCUCGUGACGAAGCAGACCGGAAAGGAAGGCAAGAAGUGCAACAAGGUCCUCGUCACAGAGAGGUUCUUCAUCCGCAAGGAGAAAUACGUGGCCAUCCUCAUGGAUCGCAGCGCCGGAGGCCCGAUCCUCAUUGGCAGCGCCCGAGGUGGCACCAGCAUUGAGGACAUCGCGCACAAGUACCCGGAGUCUAUCCACAAGAUGCCUAUCGACAUCAACAAAGGACUUUCGGAGGAGCGCCUGCGAGAGUUCGCAGGGUUGCUCGGAUUCUCUGGCGACCGCUUGGACGCGGCGUGCCAGUGCAUCCGCGGCCUGUACGAGCUGUUUGUGAACAAGGACUGCACUCAAAUCGAAGUCAACCCGCUUGUCGAGACCCACGACGGCCGCGUGCUGGUGUGCGACGCCAAACUGAACUUUGACGAUAAUGCAGCCUUCCGCCAGAAGGACGUUUUCGCCCAGCGUGACUAUUCCCAGGAAGACCCCCGCGAGGUGGCGGCCGACGCGGCAGACUUGAACUACAUUGGUCUCGAUGGCAGCAUUGGCUGCAUGGUCAACGGCGCCGGCCUGGCGAUGGCGACCAUGGACAUCAUCCACCUCCACGGAGGCUCCCCUGCGAACUUCCUCGACGUCGGCGGUGGCGCGGACCAGCACCAGAUCAUCGAAGCGUUGAAGAUCAUCCAGCAGGACAAGCGUGCGAACUGCGUCCUCGUCAACAUCUUUGGCGGUAUUAUGCGAUGCGAUGUCAUUGCAAAGGGUCUCGUGGCCGCUGCCAAAGAAGUCGGAUUCGACAAGCCAGUCGUGCUUCGCCUCGAGGGUACGAACAAGGAAGCGGCGAAGGAAGUCUUGAAGGCAAUCCGUACGGACCCCGCCUACGCAUCGCUGCAGCUCCUCCAGGAGGACGACUUCGAUAAGGCUGCACGGCUUGCGGUGAAGGUGGCGAGCGUCGUCGAUGCGGCAGCCAAGGCAGACCUGAAGGUUCACAUUUCCGCCCCGUGA
Besnoitia besnoiti is the source of this 1263-nucleotide messenger RNA. Its product is annotated as putative succinate-Coenzyme A ligase, beta subunit. Gene Ontology annotation, cellular component: succinate-CoA ligase complex; mitochondrion. Gene Ontology annotation, biological process: succinyl-CoA metabolic process; tricarboxylic acid cycle. The transcript is spliced from 4 exons. The record is from RefSeq and is a predicted model, not a curated record. NCBI's taxonomy places the organism in Eukaryota, Apicomplexa, Conoidasida, Eucoccidiorida, Sarcocystidae. The coding region runs from base 1 to 1263 and encodes 420 amino acids. Gene Ontology annotation, molecular function: succinate-CoA ligase (ADP-forming) activity; ATP binding.